GUUUUCUAAAGAUUAUGAUCUGUUUAGAAAUUGUGGCACGUUUGUUAGUUCCUUUUCGGAAGUUAUUGCUAAUUUUUCGUGUCAAUGAUUAACGUUAUUUGUGUUACCAUAGCAAAACAUUCCUUGCAGUUGUCAGUUACAAAAGACCCGCCUGCUAUUGAAAUGGAGAGCUUUCUAAGGCGGAGGCUUGCUCAGGCCGGUGGCAACAUAUUGGGUGGAUCUUCUCUCCAAAAACCUGUUUCCUCUUACCAGAAUGCCAAUUUGCCAGAUCUGUGUUCUAGUUUUUAUUCAAUUGCAGAUGAGCCUUUUCCUCAAGUUUCUGGAAUUUUCGAUGACACUGUUGGCCAGUCAUUUCUUUCAAGUGAAGCAGGAACUGUGUUGAAUUCCACUGCUUGCACGCCAUCAGAAAAUCAAACAAAAAAGGACGUGGCAGUUUUAGCACCAAGAAAAGAGGCUACCAAUGACUCUGCACUUAAUUGCUCUCUUGGAGCGCACUGUCGGUCGGGAAAUGAAAGCACGUCCACUAAAUCACCCCAGAAUGAGAAAGACAUUACCAGUGCAACAGCAGCCAAAGCAGAUGGGAACUGCAAUGAUGCCACGGCAUCCACUACAUCUUUAGAGAAAUCUGAUUUAAUGAGUGUAGAGUUGAAGAACAGCACUUUCGAUGUGACUCUAGACUCGAAAGAACGUUCUGACGCUGGGAUUAAUGCGACUGUUGAUCUACACAAUGUCAGAGAGAAGAACUGCACUUUUGAAUCUCAAGAGCCAAAGGAGGGGUCUGACCCUAAACUUAAUUCAACUGUGGAUAUUGAUGUUCCCGAUAUAAAAACUGAGUUGGGAAACACCACUGUUGACCUGGUCCAGUCACAUGACCCUAAAGAGGGACCUGACACUGGGGUGAAUGCAACUGUGGAUGUUCCUAAUCUAGACUGCACGCAUUCUAAAACAAAUUCAUCCGUUGAUAAGGGUGCACCGUUAAACACUACUACAGAGAAGCUUGAAGGAACUAUAGAUAUUCAGCCACAAGAAAAACCAGAUGGUACUUUUAACUCUACUGAGGAUGCUAAAAUUAAAAACACAGAGGAAGCUGAUGUAAAAGUCAAUGUAACUGUUGAUAUUGCGGAGCAAGCAGCCAGUGCUCCUCUUCAACCCUCUUGUGAGGUUGAACAACCUAUUAAACCAGCUGAGAUGACUAAACAUAAUACAACCACUGAUCUUACUCCCCCAGAAGUUCCAGUUUUGAAGGACACCACUGUUGAAAUGAAGCCCUCAAGCACUGAAUUAGCUGAUCAGGUUAAUGAUGUUUCUAACUCUGUAGAUGUCACUAAACCUGCCAGAGAAACUGAGAAAGCUGAGAUAAGCACCACAGCUUUUGUAUGCUCUGUCGACACUCCCGAUGAUGCUCCUGAGGUUAUCUCAGAAGAGCAUGACAAAAAAACAUCAAGACCUAGAUUGGCAGACAUUGAGUCUCUUCCCUCUUCCGAUAUGGGAAACAUCAGCAGAAACAGUAUAUUUUGUUUGGAUGAUACACUGGAUAUGAAGACAAGCUUCAUGGUCACAUCCACUCCUAUUGUUUUUGGCAAAGAAUCCAGAUUUGAGAUCAUGAGAGACGUGAAGCCCACACCUAUGAGAAAGAGGCUGUCUGUGAUCAACAGCAUCGAGGCCCAGUCGAAUGAUGAGCUCGUUUGUGCAAGUAAUCACGACGGGACUGAUGCUGUGCAGGCGACUGAGCGCUCGAGCCAGAGUCAGAAAGUCUCAGCGACCUGUGCGUCAGAACCAGCAAAUGAGAACAAGCCUCCUGCGAAACCUCUAAUCAAAAGACAGCUUCCUCAGCUUUCCUCUAAGCUGAGUUAUCCCAAGUCCAGUCUUCCUCCAAGGCCGCAGUCGACAGUGAACUCCUCAGUAGCGGUCAAACCGAAGACCCUCCAAGGGCCGCCACAUCAGCCUGAUGCUUCAUCCACCACCCUGCUUGGCAACAAGAAGACCGUACAGACAAACAAGGGGAAGAACAUCGCACCUGUCAAGAACACAGCAUCAGCUAGCACUGUUAAGACCUCUAUGCUUUCUUCUGUCACUGGAUCCAACUUAACUGCUGUUGCAAAACCUUCAAGCUCUGGUAUACCGCAAAUGAAACCAUCAGGACUACAGCCACCAACCCGUAAAAGACUGGCUCUCAAGACGCCUCAGACUACACAAACCUCUGCAGAAACCGUUCAGACUCUGCCUAGUAACAAACCGCCAGGAUUAACAGGUAUGAGGACGAGGAAUUCACUGCUUACCAGUGUGGGCCAAAAGCACUUGAACAAUGAUGGUUUGCCUUCGGCAAAGAGAAAAAGAAUUGCACCUGCUCUGUCUACAGUAGAGAAUGAUGCUGCACAUCCAGCUGAAGGAGCACAUGAACCAGAUUGUGUUAAUUGCUUGCAACACCAAGAAAAACUUGAGAGGGUCAUUCGAGAACUAAUGGGUUUGCGUUCAGAGUGUAAAAACUGGGGACCACUGCACGAAAAACUUGAGAUAUGCUUAGAGGAACUGAAGAGAAUUUAACUUGAGGAGAAGAGAAGAAAAGAGAAGUGACACGGAAAGUUUUAAUUUAAUAACACUUGUGAAAUGUCUAUGCAGUUCUAUGCAUUUUUAUGUGCUUCUAAAAAAUGUGACACUGUUUAAUAAAAUGUAACUCAAUCGAAUACAUUGUCUACUUUAAGUGUCUGGCUUUUCCCUAA
Molecule: messenger RNA, 2720 nt
Organism: Labeo rohita (rohu)
Lineage: Eukaryota; Metazoa; Chordata; Actinopteri; Cypriniformes; Cyprinidae
Exons: 9
Coding region: 85-2544 (819 amino acids)
Source: RefSeq, a predicted model, not a curated record